Molecule: messenger RNA, 6206 nt
Organism: Ictidomys tridecemlineatus (thirteen-lined ground squirrel)
Lineage: Eukaryota; Metazoa; Chordata; Mammalia; Rodentia; Sciuridae
Gene: Garre1
Product: granule associated Rac and RHOG effector 1
Biological process (GO): Rac protein signal transduction
Molecular function (GO): CCR4-NOT complex binding
Source: RefSeq, a predicted model, not a curated record
CUUGCGCUAGGGGAGGGUCGGCUCCCGGCGCGCGGGCCCCGCAGACACUCCGGCGUCCGCCUGGGGCGGGGGCGGGACUGGCUCUAACGUCACUUCCGGUGUACACAGCCGGUCCGGGCGGUGUGCUGGGGGUCGGAGCCCGUCGCAGGAAAUGACUUAGAGGCCUUAUGAAUACAUCUGUGCAUUCUUGCUUCAGACUUUGUAAAUGAGGGCCAACCCAGUCUGCAAGCACCUUUUAUUAAUGUUAUAAGGAAAUCACUACCUCAGCAAACAAAAGGAAAGGAGGAGAACACUUAUAAUAACAAAUGCCAUUUUUAAAGAAAACUUGUUUUCAGAAAACAUUGCAGGAAAUUUGGAAAUUUUUAGUUUUGAGGAGAAGCUUUACAGUGGUCCUGUCUACACUGAAAAUAUUAAUUAUAUAAACCAGUUGUCCUCACCUCUAUGUUGGAUCACAUGAUCAUCUGCCUCAUGGAAAUGCCUUUUUUAAAACUUAGAUUUGCAGAACUCCACUAUUUUUAUACCUAGCUGCAGUUUUGGGGAAAAAAAAAAAAAGAAUCAGAACCCUGAUCUGCUGUCAGUCCUUGGGACAGUUCCCCAUCCCGCAUGUAUUGCUGCAGUGCCCAGGACAGUAAAAUGGACUACAAGCGGCGCUUCCUGCUUGGCGGGUCCAAGCAGAAGGUACAGCAGCACCAGCAGUACCCGAUGCCUGAGCUGGGCCGAGCACUGAGCGCUCCCCUGGCAUCCACAGCCACCUCUGCGCCCCUGGGCAGUCUGACUGCUGCAGGCACCUGCCACCAUACCAUGCCACACUCCACUCCCAUCGCUGACAUCCAGCAGGGUAUCUCCAAAUACCUGGACGCCCUCAACGUCUUCUGCCGUGCCAGUACUUUCCUCACAGAUCUCUUCAGCACUGUGUUCCGAAACUCGCAUUACUCAAAGGCAGCCAUGCAGCUCAAAGAUGUGCAGGAGCAUGUCAUGGAAGCAGCCAGUCGGCUGACCUCAGCCAUAAAGCCUGAGAUUGCCAAGAUGCUGAUGGAACUUAGUGCUGGGGCUGCAAACUUUACAGAUCAGAAAGAAUUCAGUCUCCAGGACAUUGAGGUGUUGGGGCGAUGUUUCUUGACAGUGGUACAAGUCCAUUUCCAGUUUUUGACCCACGCAUUACAGAAGGUCCAGCCAGUGGCUCACUCUUGCUUUGCCGAGUUUGUUGUGCCAGAAAAAAAGAACAGUGGUGGCAGUGGCUUAUCUGGCCUGGGCCAUACACCCGAACUGGAGGAAGCUGUGCGAUCCUGGCGAGGGGCUGCUGAGGCAACAUCUAGAUUAAGAGAAAGAGGCUGUGAUGGUCGCCUGGCAGGAAUUGAAGUUCAGCAGCUCUUUUGUUCUCAAAGUGCAGCAAUUCCUGAGCACCAACUAAAAGAACUGAACAUAAAAAUUGACAGUGCUUUGCAAGCAUAUAAGAUAGCUCUGGAAAGUUUAGGCCACUGUGAAUAUGCAAUGAAAGCUGGCUUCCACCUAAAUCCAAAGGCGAUUGAAGCAAGUUUGCAGGGUUGCUGCAGUGAGGCGGAAGCCCAGCAGACUGGGCGGAGGCAGACACCCCCACAGCCCAUGCAGUGCGAGCUUCCCACUGUCCCUGUGCAGAUAGGAUCACACUUCCUGAAGGGCGUCUCCUUUAAUGAGUCGGCAGCGGACAAUCUGAAACUUAAGACGCAUACAAUGUUACAGUUGAUCAAGGAAGCAGGCUGCUAUAAUGGACUUACACCCAGAGAUGAUUUUCCAGUGACUGAAGUACUGAACCAGGUGUGCCCAUCUACAUGGCGGGGUGCCUGCAAGACUGCUGUGCAGCUUCUAUUUGGCCAAGCUGGACUGGUGGUAGUUGACACAGCACAGAUUGAAAAUAAAGAAGCCUAUGCCCCCCAAAUCAGUUUAGAAGGCUCCAGAAUCGUGGUUCAAGUCCCAUCUACAUGGUGCCUGAAAGAAGACCCUGCUACUAUGUCUCUGCUGCAGAGAAGCCUCGAUCCUGAGAAGACCCUGGGUCUGGUGGAUGUGCUUUACACAGCUGUGUUGGACAUAAACCGCUGGAGGGCUGGGAGGGAACAAGCUUUACCCUGCAUACAGAUACAACUUCAAAGGGAGAUUUGUGAUUUUGGGAACCAGGCUGACCUGCCUUCUGGAAAUGGAAACAAGUCUUCAGGUGGCCUGCAGAAGACAUUCUCCAAACUGACAUCCAGGUUCACCAAGAAAGUUUCAUGUACCAGCUCUAGUGGCAGCACAAAUUAUUCCAUCCCAAGUACCCCUUCCAAAAAUGUCUUCAUAGCUGGGUGUUCGGAAGAGAAGGCCAAAAUGCCUGGUAACAUUGACACACGGUUACAAAGCAUUUUGAACAUUGGUAAUUUUCCUAGGACUACAGACCCUUCACAGUCAGCUCAGAAUUCCAGUAAUCCAAUGGCCAAUGGUUUUCUCCUAGAGAGGCGUGAGAACUUCCUGCCUGGGGAUGAUGGCAAGGAUGACAAGGGUAUGAACUUGCCAACUGAUCAGGAAAUGCAGGAGGUGAUAGACUUUCUCUCAGGCUUUAACAUGGGCCAGUCGCAUCAGGGUUCCCCAUUGGUGACAAGGCGUAAUUCUGCUGCAACAGCCAUGGUGACUGAGCAGAAGGCAGGAGCCAUGCAUCCACAGCAGCCAUCAUUGCCGGCGCCCCCUUCAUCACGGCCACCACAGGCUGGGGCACACGCAAGUCUGACAUCCCAGCCAGGUUUGGCAUCUCAGCAGCAGUCCCCAAAGCAACAACAACCCCAGGUCCAGUACUACCAACACCUGCUUCAACCCAUUGGACCACAGCAGCCCCCACCCCAGCCUCGGGCACCUGGGAAAUGGGUACAUAGCUCAUCCCAGCAGCCAGCACAGCCUGUUGGAGCAAAUCUGUCUCCUCUUGGUCAGUGGCCUGGCAUAUCUGAUCUCAGUUCUGAUUUGUACAGCUUGGGCCUAGUGAGCAGCUACAUGGAUAAUGUGAUGUCAGAGGUUUUGGGACAAAAACCACAGGGACCUAGAAAUAACACCUGGCCAAACCGUGACCAAAAUGAUGGAGUCUUUGGAAUGUUGGGAGAGAUUCUGCCUUUUGAUCCUGCAGUGGGCUCAGACCCAGAGUUUGCACGCUAUGUGGCAGGAGUGAGCCAGGCAAUGCAGCAGAAGCGGCAAGCCCAGCAUGGUCGUCGUCCUGGCAACCCACGGGGCAACUGGCCACCCAUGGAUGAUGCCCAUCGGACCUGGCCUUUUCCAGAAUUCUUUACAGAAGGGGACGGCCUGCACAGCGGCUGGUCGGGUGCUCAGGGAGACUCAGCCAGCUCCAGUGAUGAGACAUCUUCAGCCAAUGGGGACAGCUUGUUCUCCAUGUUUUCAGGACCUGACCUCGUUGCUGCUGUCAAGCAGAGAAGGAAACACAGCAGUGGAGAGCAGGAGACCAGCAUGCUACCCUCACCGCCUCUCCUAACUACAGUGGAGGACAUGAACCAGGAUAACAAAACCAAAACGUGGCCUCCCAAAGCACCCUGGCAACACCCUUCCCCACUGCCCAGCACACUGCCCAGCCCAAGUGCACCACUCUAUGCAGUCGCCAGUCCCGGCAACCAGUGGAACGACACCAUGCAGAUGCUGCAAUCUCCUGUGUGGGCUGCAACCAGCGACUGCAGUGCUGCCUCCUUCUCUUAUGUGCAGACCCCACCCCAACCCCCACCCCCACCAGCACACAAGGCAGCACCCAAGGGCUUUAAGGCCUUCCCUGGGAAGGCUGAACGCAGGCCAGCCUACUUGCCUCAGUACUGACCCAGGGCCUUUCUUCCUGCCCACCCAGAGCUGUUGGGGUCAGUAUUCCCACCCCAGGGCUGACUAGCUCAUACCAGCCCCUCAGAGGACCAGUGCACCCCAUCCCAGGAGGUUUCUUUGGGAACAGGGGUGAUUGGCAGCUCCAAGCCUGGUUUCUGAAGACAGCAGACCCCUGGAGAGCCAGCUGGAGAUAGAUCACACUCAGGGGGUUGCUGGAUAAUCCGCAUGCUUAAUAAGCACCUGGAGUGAUUAUGAUGCAGGUGGCCAGAGGCCACACUUUGAGAAACAUAGUUCUGAGGUUAUUAAUCCUGCUAUAUGUUAGGAAGACAUCGGGUCUGAAGGCCAAGAGCAAAACUGACCAUUCUUAUGAAACCCUCUUAUUCCUCCUUAACACAUUGAGUGGUGACCACACCCAUCACUGAUUUCAUAGCUAUUUUCAUGUAGAUUUUUAGCUAAAACAUCUCCUGUCUAAAGUGCAUUGAACAUAUUAAGAUAACAGAUAUACCGGCUGGAGGUUUGCUCAACACUAAUCUUUAUUUAAGCACAAAAACAGGAAAACAGAAUAUUUAUGAUCAGAAGCAAUCACCUGGGUUUUCUGUGGGUGAGCUGCCCCUUUUACCCAGAAACAUCCAGGAAUACAGAUAGCCUUUGCCAGAUUUACAAAAGCAGGAUUAUAUAGCUGAUGUCAGAAGUAUAUUCCUGACAGUGCAUGAGGACGAGCCAGCAGGCUGCUGGUGUGUGCAAAGUAAGGCUUCACCUGCUGUCCUCAGAUCCUUCCACACAUGGCUGGAGGCAUGAAGGGUCCUCAAAGUGGGGCAGUGUGGUCAAAGGGCUGCACAGAGACACCUGCACUAGAAACUGCAGUAACAUUUGUGCGCUGGUUCAAAAGACAAACCAGUUAAGAUGUAGAUAAGAAUUAAAGUCUUUUCUUUUAAAAAAGAAAAUCCACCUCAUUUUCGGUUAACAUGUGCCAUUAAAAAGAUAACAUCCUGUGGAAUUAGGAUAUUUUCCAGCCAGAAUGGAUCCAGAAGAAUUGAAUGGUGCUUAAAUUGAGAAAUAAUAAUAAAUAUAUCUAUAUAGAAUAGACAUAUCCCACUGUAAAUUAAUUGAGGUUGCAGAAAGUUCUUUAUAUAAAACUUAUUUAAAUUUUUCAUAUUUCAUCUUUGAAAAAGUCUAAUUGAGAAAAAUCCAUGAUAUUUUCUGGUAUGAAAGUUUGACAGUAUUAAUAUUUUUUUUAUAUUUUCUUAAGUCAUUAAACCAUUUUAAUAUAUGUUAACUACUAAUAAAUGGUUUAUUCUUUCUAACUCCAUAUAAGCUUUUCCAGCAAAGAUUGUAAUAACACAUUUAUGUUCUCAUUUUUCUACAGAUAUAAGUAAAUUUCUAUUUAAAAAUACCAAAAAUAAAAAUAAAUAUCUGUGUACACACACACCACACACCCACACCCACUUACACACAUACACAUACACAUUUUAGAGGACCCUUAGGGUGUCUGAGCCCAGUCACCUGAAUUUUUAGUACUGUGUUGUCAGGCUGUUUCCAGGCCUUGGGUGUUGUCUUUUGUGCUGUGUGGGGAUGCCAUUGCUGCCUGUACUUAAUGAUCCUUUCACCAUGGGUUCUGAAUAUUCACCUCACCAUGUUUACAGAUAACUAUUUUGUACAUAGAGUUUUUCAGGCACAUGCUUUGCAUCAAUCCUGCGUGGCUCUCGUCUGUGUUAACUGUCACAGUGUGCACACUAAUCUGUUGGAAGUUCUUUGUGACUGUUUUACUUGUAAGAUAGUUUUCUAUUUCCUUCAGUAAUGUGUCCACAGUGCCCUGUAUUUCGAGUUCUAUUAUACUAAAGUACUCUUAUUUUAAUAGUGCCUCCCCAAAGACCUCACCCUGGACAGAGGUCAAUUCUCAAUGCCCCAGCGCAGGUGACAUUGUUAAACUGUCACUUUCCAAUUUUUUUCUUCUUUCCUAUUAUGAAAGAUAUUUUGUAAUUGCAUCUCCAUGGGCUGUGACUGUGUGAAGCUGUUUGUGUAGUUUCCAUGUAGGUGCUGUGUGCCCAGCACCACUUUGCUCUGAACACUGGUAAUUCCAGGUGCUGCGCUCGGCAGAGGGGUCUUGCCAAAGCGCACGCGUGUGUGUGUGUUUUGUGUGUGUGUGUGUGUGUGUGUGAGAGAGAGAGAGAGAGAGAGAGAGAGAGCGCAUGCAUAUGUGCAUGUGCGUGCAUAUGUGCGUGCAUGUGUCCUUUGCAUGGCCGGGCGUGGCUGCCUUGCUCCGGCAUCAGCAGGACAUUGUGUGAAUAGUUACAAUGCUUCCAAACUGGAACUCUACAUUUUGUAUCUUACUUUUAAAAGCUCCUAUAAGUAAAGUAACUAUUGGCUUUAUUAAAAAUAUACAUUUAAUAGUA